Messenger RNA from Corticium candelabrum, 1926 nucleotides. RefSeq names its product solute carrier family 15 member 4-like. The transcript has a single exon. The coding region runs from base 32 to 1780 and encodes 582 amino acids. The record is from RefSeq and is a predicted model, not a curated record. Gene Ontology annotation, molecular function: transmembrane transporter activity. Lineage: Eukaryota; Metazoa; Porifera; Homoscleromorpha; Homosclerophorida; Plakinidae. Gene Ontology annotation, cellular component: membrane. Gene Ontology annotation, biological process: transmembrane transport.
GUUCAGCCAGCUUGCUGAUUGAGUUAUUUGAAUGGCAUCGAAAGCUGACAAACCGUCGACUCCUCUGUUGGAGUCGGGUCAACAGACAAACUACAAUACAAACAACCCGACGAGAUCCAGACUAGACAAUGUGUCUUUUCCCAUCUCUCAGCCUGUCUGGACAGUCUUCUGGUUACUCGUGGUUCAAAUGCUAGAAAGAAUUGCUUUCUAUGGGAUCACAUUCAACAUCACGACGUACGUGGGAGCCUAUUUGGACGCUAGAAUGUCAGGUAGCGUUUCAUUGUUUGUGAUCACUACUUUUGCUGUGGGAACGAUGAGCACCAUAACACCAGUUUACGGCUUUCUGAGUGAUGCAAAGUUUGGUCAGUACAAUACUCUUGUUACCUGCUUUGUAUCAUAUUGUAUUGGAGCUGGUCUCAUUUGUGCAUCUGCAUAUACAAUGCACUUGACAGACAAACCAGAGACUCUGCCAGAAGCUCUGUAUUUCACAGGUUUGGUCUUUGUUCUUCUCUUCAGUGCUUCAGGAAUCAGAGCCACACUCAUCCCAUUCAUGUUGGAACAACUAACAGAUGACAACCAAAAAAGCAAAUAUCUCACACAAUUUGUGAGUUGGUCAUAUUUUUUCAUUAACCUUGGAGCUGCAAUAGCUUUUAUCUUGGGAGGUCAUCUCCAAUCGUUAUCUGCAACGUUUACAAACUUUAAGUCUACAGAUGAGAGCAAAUUCCCCGGAUUCUUUUGGCGAUAUCUACUUGCCGUGUGCUUGCUGUGUGUGUCUCUUAUAAUCUUAAUAGUUUUACGAAAGACAUUCAGAAGACAACGAGCACCUGGUUUUUACAUACCAAACAUAAAGGCCAUUUUCCGAACAGCGUUCUGUAAAGAAAAUUUGCCUCCCCACUAUUGGAAAGGAACUUUGAGAUUAUAUGAACGAGAAUCAACUAAUGAAACAAAGAGAGUAGAAAAAGAAAGACAAGAACAUAUCCAAAGACUUGCACCUAUUCUGCCUUUCAUGUGUGCUCUCUUGUUGUAUUUUACAAUCCGAGCACAAGUAGAAGGUGCCUUUGUGACACAAAGUCAACAAAUGGAUUAUGGAAAGUUACAAAAUAUUUCCAUUCCUCCUGCUGACUUGACUGCAGCAUUUGAUCCACUAGCCGCCAUCGUGUUUGUACCCAUUAUGUUGUUUUGUGUGAAGCCACUGUAUGAACGAAUAGCACAACGUACUCUCUAUAAUGUUGUCAUACCUCGACUCCGUUUGGGCAUGUUAUUGGCAUUCUUAUCUUGUGUACUAGCAACAGUUGUUGAAUCUUAUAUUGACAGUCGAGGUGGUAUGCCAAGUCCGAGAACAUAUUAUAUGAAUAAAAUCAGGAUUAGUGAAUGCUACUGGAACAUUCCCAUCUACAGCCAAGUACCACAGUAUGUCCUAAUGGGAAUGUCAGAAGUGUUGACUGUAGUCGGUAUCAUGGAGUUUGUGUUAACUUCAUCUCCACGUCAGUUUCGUUCCACUACAUUUGGACUCGUCUACUGUCUCUUUGGUUUGGGUGAAUAUAUAGGUGUGGCUCUACUACGAUUUCUUGAAGCUGUUGAUCCUACUUUGGCUUUUCCACCACAACUAGAUCGAAACAAAACGAUUGAAUGUGACAUUGUCGAGGAGACAAACCGAAACCCUUACAUGUAUUUUCUGAUCCUCACCAUUCUCAUUGCUGCCAAUCUCAUCAUCUUUAUGAUAUUUGAAACUCGAUUCCGUAAAUAUGUAAGGAUUGCUCCUUAUGAACACCUAAACUAGACAAAAGAGUCACUAAUUCAUGUCUGUUUUAACAGUUUUGUAUUAGUAGCUAGUGAGUAUAGUAGAUUCAGUGUACGUCAUGGUCUAGUGUGUCAUAUUGCAUUGCAAUGUAUUGUAUCAUACAGUACUAUUUACAAUAAAUUACU